Molecule: messenger RNA, 3311 nt
Organism: Halichondria panicea
Lineage: Eukaryota; Metazoa; Porifera; Demospongiae; Suberitida; Halichondriidae
Exons: 15
Coding region: 148-3249 (1033 amino acids)
Biological process (GO): signal transduction
Molecular function (GO): protein binding
Source: RefSeq, a predicted model, not a curated record
UUGAUCCUGGCCAAACUAAAGUGCUCAGACAGACUCUCCAAGGCCGGCUGAUUCAUGAGACUAGUACUGCACCAGGCCAGCUAGGAAGGAACUCGCUUUGCUCGCCCCAAUAAAAGUUAAUUUCCUCUUGCUUCAAACACUAACAAGAUGGCUGAUCAGACUCUUGACAUCCUCCAUCCCUCAACAUCUCUGGAGUGGGAGGAAUGGCCCUCUCUACCAGUGAGGAUGAAUGAUGCCUCUUCAGUGUAUCUGAAUGGAACACUGUAUGUUGGAGGAGGGUCUGCUAGUGAAUCUGAUUGGGAAGCUGAUGCUUCACUGUACUCAUUUAAACCUGGAGUUGACAGCACAUGGACAGUGACAGAGACACCCACCUCUUACUAUACUCUUGUCGUCCAUGACUCUGAACUGCUACUGGUGGGUGGGUGUGAGUAUUUUACAGGAGCGAUAACAAACCAAAUAUUUACAAUGAGGGAUGGAGAGUUUGUUGAAGCACUGCCUCUUAUGAAAGAGAAACGAGAAUCACCCUCUGCUGUCAGUAGUGGGUCUGCACUAGUUGUGGCUGGGGGGUGGGACACCUCAGAAAAUCUCUCCUCUGUGGAAGUGUUCAAAGAUGGCAAAUGGACGACUGCUCCCUCCCUACCAAGUGCAGGGUCUGUUAUGCAGUCUGCUCUCCAUGGUGACCAGUGGUACCUGAUCCGUGAUCAGGGGGAAGUAUUUUGUGUGUCGCUUCUAUCACUCAUAUCUGGAGCUGACCCAUCGCCAUGGGAGACGCUACCUGAUGCUCCUAAUAGCUGCUCAGCUGCUUCCUUCUUUGGUGGCCGCCUUUUGUCCAUUGGAGGAGGGGGUCAUAGUAACUACACAACAGCCAUCUAUGCUUUCUCCACAUUCACCCAGUCCUGGGUACAUGUUGCUGACCUCCCUGUACUGGGUUUGCCAACAGCUCUUGUCCUGUUAAGUGAACAAUUGAUUGUGAGCAGUGGUGAUAGAAUACUUCGAGGAAAACUUAGUGUGACACCCUUUGAUGCUGACAGUCACUUCACUAUGAGAGUUAUUGAUUGCCUCAAGGCUUCAGCAGGAAUCUCUCUGAUAGAGGAGCUUGUACAACACACACCCACUGCCUUCCCUGCUGUUGCUGGUGUGGAUGUUCGGGCAAUGUAUGACCUCAUCUUGAGAGAGUGGGAGUCAGGACGUGGAUCACACCCACCCACAUGGACAGAGUUGUUCAGAUCUCUCAAGGAGAUGGGCUCGAAUGAGCUGGCGGGUCGAAUGGAGAAGUGUCUGAGAGGGUCGGUUCCCGAGGACCCACCUCGACUGAAGACUGAAGACGGUAGCUCGGAGGAGGAGAAAGAUGAUGAAACACCAGAGCAAGAAAUUCUCAGGUUAAACAAUGUGCUGGCUGAGUACAAUAGUGCUAAUACUCUACUGAAGAAGGAGAAUAUUCAAUUGAAGAAGGCGAACAACAACCUUGAGCAAGAGAUUGCUUCUUUAAAGGUGAAAAAAGAAAAACUGGACCCAGUCUCUAUCAAAGAGGAACCAACAUCUGGCAACGAUUAUCAGAAGCAUAUCAAACAGGAAACUAAAGCUGAUCCUGAUGUGAAAAGUGAAAAACCAGGCUCGCAGCUACUACCUUUGGGACUGUCUACUGUACAGCAUCAUGCAAUACCAUUCAACCUCCGUGGUGUUGACGUUGUCGCCAGCACUUGUGUGAUUGUCACCAACUUCCCCCAAACCUUCCACUGGGUUGGCUAUGGGUUCAAGCUCACCAUACCCCAGGGCUCCCUGCCAGCUGGUGUUGACCAGUGUCGACUAGACAUCAAGGCCAGUGUAGCGGGACUGUACCAGUUUCCUGACAAUCUCCAGUUGGUCAGUGGUGUCUUCUGGAUACGUCUUCUUCCCUUGUGUCAAUUCCGACAGCUACUGACAGUCGAGAUACAGCACUGUGCCAAGAUGACCAGCUCCACCAAGCUCUCAUUUGUGAGAGCAUGUUGCUCCCAGGAGAGUCUGCCCUACAAAUUCAAGCAGCUAGAAGGGUGUGGCUCGUUCACUGAGCACAUCUCGUACGGAUCACUAGAGCUAAACAAGUUCAGUGGACUGGCUGUAACAGGAGAAGAUGUAGAGAGAGUGUACACUGCCAGUCUAUAUUAUCAGCAAUGUGAUCCUCAAACACUAGAAAUUCAUUUUGUCAUCACACGGGAUUCUGAAACACACAUCACUGCAACUAAAGAGUAUUUUAAAGACCUGGGAGCAAAAGAGAAGUCACACAUGCAGGUAGAAUUCAAGAAACACAAAAUAACUCUGAGCGUCCCAAUGACUGGUGUGGUCAUUGGAGAGUGGAAUCUGAUACCAACCGUCUCUCCAUGCAUUAAUCAGAGUACAGUGGACUCGUUCAAACCUGGUAGAACGAUUAGAUCACGACGAUUGAAAGCUACCUUAACACGAGACUUUGGAGCAGAAGUCCCUGCUUGCUCCUACUUGGUCACCCUGAAGGGCGCUUGCAAACCAAAUCAAAUGCUGAUUGAAAUUGACUCAUACCAUCCCAGUAAAGGGCAACCUACUUCUGUUGUCUCAAUACCAGUGAACCAAGAUCCACCAAGUCAGGCUUUAGUAGCAUCUUCUGAUGUUUAUCUAUAUCCCACCUCGUAUCCGCUGCUCCAAUCAGUACCAGGAUUCUCUCGAGGAUACUCUUGGACCAGUGCUCUUCCACAAAUUCAUCAGGGAUAUGCACCAUACACACAAGCGUCGUAUCCGUGGUUGCAAGAUUGUGGUGAACUGGUGACCAUGAUUGGCCAAGAAUCAGGCACAAUCAGUGCAAUCGAGUGUCCAGUGCUGAAUAUGGACCAAUUGAUAUAUCGCGUAGGCGUCGACGAAGAUCUCCUAAAAAAAGAAUGUUCAGAGAAGAAUUUAAAAAAGAUAGCCCCUCUCCUUGCAAACUGGCUAAUGUACGCUAAAGCCUUGGAACUGACUCAGUCUCAAAUACAGGACAUAGAUGGUCAUAAACUAUUGAGCACCAACGAAAUGAAGACUUUGCUAGUGCUGGAGAAGUGGCAUCAGCUUCAUGCCUUCACUGCCACCUAUCAUCAUCUCAUUAAUGUGUGUCUAAGUUGUGGUCAUGCUACUGAAGCCACUGAGAUUUGCAGAAUUGUCAAAGAGGACUUCUCCUUACCACCCCCCAUUAUUGAUGAACACCGAGAAAGUUCCUCACAAGAAACAAGAGAAAAAGUGUGUCAUAGACUCAUAGAAAACACAUAAUUUAUUUUCAUCCAUCUCAUCACAUGCAGUUUGUACAAAAUAAUAAUUAUAGAAUUCCCCUC